Molecule: messenger RNA, 4947 nt
Organism: Salpingoeca rosetta
Lineage: Eukaryota; Choanoflagellata; Craspedida; Salpingoecidae
Exons: 10
Coding region: 25-4947 (1640 amino acids)
Biological process (GO): regulation of transcription by RNA polymerase II
Molecular function (GO): protein binding
Source: RefSeq, a predicted model, not a curated record
UGGGGGAGUGGCUGGACACGCACCAUGGGGCUGACUGUGGGCUGCGUCGUGGUGUGUGAGCAUGAGUUUGUUCCCGAAAUGGAUGAUGAGCUGCACAUGAAGCCGGGCCAACGCGUUCAAAUCAUCACAAACCUGGCUGCGCCGGAGGACGCUGAUCUAUGGUCGACGGGUCUCAACCUCGACACGGGCAAGGCUGGCAUGUUCCCAACAGAUGGUUUCUGUCGCCAAGCUACUAUCGAGGAAACAAAGGGGCUACCCGUGACGACGAAAAGCAAAACACCGGUCUCGCCACUCGCCAAUGGCACCGGCACAAACGGCAGCAACAACAAGGACACAAUCAACAACACCCCGGCCAACGACGACAACAACAAUGAAAAUGACACAGCCAGCAGCAAUAACAACACCACCCACAGCGAUGGCAGCCCCACGCACGCCAACAACAACAACAACACGACAACAGCCGGCGUUGCCGCAGAAGACGAAGCACCAUCAGGAGCACCUGCACCGCCCGUCCAGUUUUCGUUUGCAGACGAUGACAUUGACAGUGGCGACGGGGACAGGAUGGAAAAGGACAACAAGCAGAGCGGUGUUGACGAGUAUUUACAGAUCAGCGGCUUUGUGAAUGGCGCGCACGCGUGCGAGGAUGGGGAGAUCGAAGCAGAGGGCGUGAACAAGGCGGAUACUCGUGGCGUUGAAGAUGAUUUCAUUUACAGCGGGAACGGGCCUGUCGCGAUACAACAGCACGACAGCGAGGAGCAUGGAGAGUCAUCACCACCACCACCACCACAGGAGCAGCAACAGCAUGACCAACAGCAGCAACAGCAGCACUCUGCAAAGCCUGUGUUGGUGUUGCUGCCGACGCAGGAUGAGGAGGGGACGGUGCGCGCAGAUGUAUCAGAGACGGUGGUGGACGCUGUUGAAGAAUUGUCCAACGAGCAGCAGCAGCAGCAGCAGCAACAACAACAACAGCAGCAGCAACAACAACAACAACAACAGCAACAACAACAACAACAACAACAGCAACAACAACAACAACAACAACAGCAACAACACCAACAACAACAACAACAACAGCAACAACAACAACAACAACAACAGCAACAACAACAACAACACGCAGGUGCCAGCGGCGGGCUUGGCGUGUGCGUGGUGCCGCCGUUGCCGUCAUCAGAAGCAGCGACAACACCGAGUGAUGAUGGUGAGCCACGACUCAACAGCAGUCGACAGAGCGCCCUCUCCUCCCUCUCGUUCCCACCGGCCCCGCCGCCAGGGUUUGACGACAGCCAAGAGCAGCCCACCCGCGCCGACAGCAGAUGCGAUGGCAGCGACAGGUACGACGCCAGCCCUCACCCCCACCGCGCCCUUGACCAGCAACAGGCACAGCAUCAGGAAAAGCAACACCACCAACGCCAGCAGCAGCGGCCGCUGUCCGUGAGCAUGGACGACGCGACCACCUCGAUCCUGGGCAGGAUUCCGCCACCACAGGUCCCGGAUAUGCACUCGCCGCCGGCGCCAUCAACACCAACAUGGCUUGAGCGGCAACGCAGUGACACCGACAGCGCAGGCCACGCCUCCCCUUCACUGUCCUCUCGCCACCAUCAACAGCGACAGCACCACCAGCAGCGCCCGCUGCAUUCCACACCGGUGUCAGCCAGUGCUGGGGCGGGAUCUGAUGGGAGAAUAGGCGAGCGCGGGCGCCGCCCAGCCUGGCGUUCGCGGUGGCUGUCGGCCAUUACAUCUGCAUUGAAUCGGUUGUCGCCUCGCGGGUCGCCGUCUCGCAGCCGCCAGCCGCCGCCGUCGUCCCUCACAUCCCCAUACCGCCCCCACGGCGCUCUCGCUUCUGCCAACAACGCCGACAAUGAGGACAAGACCAACACCACUUACGGCAAUGACAACAACAGCAACAUGGGUGUGAAGAGCACUGCACCCAACACCGCCACCAGCGGCACCCCCGCUGCUGCGCGUACACACGAGGGCGUGAUGAUGCGACCUCGGACAGGGAGCGCCAGCAUUCGCGCGGCGUUUGGGCGACAGCGGCGGCAGCAGCAGCAGCAGCAGGCCGUCACGGCCGCGGACAUCGUCGCGCCCAUCACGGCCGGUCCCGUGCUGACACGCCCCGCACACGUCACGACGCAGCGUGGUGACGACAAUGAUGAUGUUGAUGCGGUGAGUGGAGGGGCAGCAAGUGCACUGGAUGUUGCACUCGCCGAGCCAGCGCCCGCAGCGCAGCACAACAUCAGGCACAGCGUGUUUAUAGGCACGUCCCGCACGCUGCAGCUGGAGCCAGAUGAACCCACAAACGAACAAGAACACGAACACGAACACGAACACGAACACGAGCGAAGUGGUGAUGGGAGUGAGCGUGGAAGCGGUGCGCAGGUAUCGGAGGUGGAGUUGGACUUUACUGUUGAGGGGCGGAGGAAGCAGGGAGUGGAGGGUGAUGGAGGUGUGCACAGGCGUCAACCAGAAGAGGGAGGACGCCUGCGGGCUGGUGGUGAUGGUGGUAGCAGCAGCAGCAACAACAACAACAACAACAGUGGUGAUGGUGGUGGUGGUGGUGAUAGCAAUCGCAGCAGCUGGGGCCAGCAGUACGACGAGGACGGGGCGCCGGCGUCGCACCAACCAGAUGCUCUCAUGCCCAUGCGCGAGGAAGCGCGGUCCCACCGUGCACGCGACCUGCUCAACCUGGAGGCGCGGCGCGUGACGCUGACCCGCGGGCCGGCCGGCUAUGGCUUCUCUAUCAACGGCGAGUCACCCGUGUUUGUGCGCACGGUGCUCAAGGGUGGGCCGAGCGACAACGGCUACAGGGGCCUGCUGGUUGGAGAUAUCAUUCUCAAGGUCAAUGACACGCCCUGCCCGCUUGGGCCCCGUGCAGCAGUGGUCGACCUCAUUCAGUCCACACCGGAAGAUGAGCCUCUGGUGCUUGUUGUGUGCCGCACGCCCCGUGCCAGGCGCCGCCCCGCCUCGUAUCACUCCAUCGCAUCACCCGAUCACCAGCAGCAGCAGCAGCAGCAGCAGCAGGGGCUGCUGGGGGUCUCUGCACACGACCCGCGCCUGGCGCUGCUCAUGCCGCCAACGCCAUCACCAUCCGCAACAACAGCAGCAACAGCAGUUCCUGCCAGCGACCACGAUGGUGGUGGUGGCCCGCUGUCGUUGUCGUCACCAGCUGCACCCGCCGUGCCCAUUGCCCCGCGCGCGCCUCGCCCCGUCUCCAUUGCGGACGUCGACUUUGACCCGCGGAUUGCGUCAGGCCCAGCCAGCGCUGACGCAAGCAUGGCGGCCAGCACUAGCUCCAGCAUGGUUGCCUAUGCCAUGAACCAUUCCGUGGCCGUCAUCAGGCAAAAGCUGCAUCUUCGUGACAUCCGCUCCCCAGACAUGACUGGGUGGAUCCGCAAGUCAUGUCGCCUGGGCAGUCUGCGCACGUGGCGCCGGCGAUAUUUCGUCAUGUACGGGCGUUCCCUCGCCUACUUCCGCUCCAGCAGCCCCGCCGCAACAAGCCUCGGCAUCGUGGAUCUAGCCAACUGCCGGCUGAAGGUGUCAAGGCGGGACAAGCGCGAGCCAACAUUCGUCAUCGAAUCCGCAAACUGGAAGCCCCUCCUCCUCAAAGCAGACAACAUCAACCACUUGAGCAAGUGGCGCGGGGCGAUUGAGCAGGCCAGUCGGCGAUACGCGUUUGGAGCGACGGAGACGGGGACAGCGGAGGGCUUGGGCACGAACCCGACAAGCCCGACAAGCCCGACAACCAAGGUGGUGGACAGGACGCUUGGACACUCGUUCCUCGACACGACAACAGCAUCCACGGCCGGCCAGGAGCCGGAGUCUGCCUCCCCCUCGACGGCACGACCAACGUCGUUCUCUGCCGACGAUGAGUUCUCGUCCACGCUCGCGUACCUCAAGUCCCUCCAACGCGGGGAGGCGAGCGAUGAUGAUGAUGAUGAUGAUGAUGAUGGUGAUGGUGAUGGUGAUGGUGGUGACAAUGGUGGUACGGGAGAGGACAGGGCGGAAUCUGCUGUUGGUUCGUCCAUUGCCGGCAUGACCGCAGCCCCGCCGCCGCCGCAAUCGUCGUCACCAUCGAUAACACCAACAAGAGCAGCAAAAUCAGCAGCCACAGAAGUGGGCGGAUUGCGGCCGCACACAGGCGCGAGCCGGCCCCUCAGCGUGGUGAACGGGUCUGUGGAUCCACACGCGUCACCGAUGCACGCGCCGCUACCUGCUGCGUGGGGCAACAGCGCAGCGCGGGUGGGGAGUGUCGCUGACAGCGGCGUCGCCGAUGACGCUUGCGCUCCACCGCCCCAGCACCAGCACCAGCACCAGCACCGCGGGAGCGCAGCGUGGAGUGCAUCAUCAGCAACAGCAGCAACAGCAACAAUAGCAACAGCAACAGCAACAGCAAGAGCAAGAGCUGCAUAUGGGUCUGACACCAGUGCGUAUACCGGCCAUGGCGAUGGCGACGCCCCAGCUCAUGCUUCCGUCGGCAGCAGCCGUCAUGCCACUGCUGUGUCACCGCCCAACAACACAGAGGCAGCAACCACAGCAGGCGUGAUGGCAGCAGGGAUCACCACCACCACCAACUCCACUGCCAGUAGCUCCUCGCGGCCCAUCAUCUCUGCUCCUUUGCAAUUUGUGACGCACCGUGCCAGCGCAGCAAAGGCCGGUGGUGGCGGUAGCGGUGGCGGUGGCGGAGUGGUGAAGGAUAUGGGACGGCUGGACACGAGGGCAGCACCAGGAGCGGAGGCAGAGGGCGCCGUGUUUGCACUGCCAGGCAUGCAGAUUGAAGACGUUGACGUGGAUGACGACUUGGAUGAUCACGAUGAUCACGAUGAUCAUGAUGAUCAUGAUGGUGAUGAGGAAGGGUGGGCGAGUGACAGCGGCUCUGUACCCCGUGAACGGCCCAUGAGCAUGGUGCUGACCAAUGGCAUGCUCGCCGACAUCGAAACAGACAUUUGA